UCUGAACGCCGCUGUCCGCACUUCACAAAGAAGAGCUGAGAGGUGUAGUGUGCUACAACACGCAGCACAUGCACUAACCUGGGAACGAGAUGAUGACUUCAUCUGUGGUCUUUGUCUUGCUGGCUGUUCUAGGACAGACCAGCGCCAAAUUUGAUACUAAUAUUGCUAGAGGUGGAAACGUGAUUCAGUCCUCCCUGUUUGGGAAUGGUGUCCCUGAAAGGGCCAUUGAUGGAAAUCGUACUAGCGACCUGGGACAGGGCUCCUGUAGCAUCACACAAGCAGAUUUAAAACCAUGGUGGAGACUGGACCUCAUGAAGACAUAUCAGAUCAACAAUGUCACCAUCACCAACAGAGGAGAUUGUUGCCCCGAGAGAAUCAAUGGUGCUGAGAUCCGCAUUGGAAAUUCCCUCUAUGACAAUGGUAACGAUAACCCCAGAUGUGCUGUUAUCUCGUCUAUGGCAGCUGGGACCUCCCAAACCUUUAUGUGUAACAGAAUGGAAGGUCAUUAUGUCAACAUUGUGAUUCCUGGAAGACAAGAAUACCUGACACUGUGUGAGGUGGAAGUCACUGGUCAGGCUUUAGGAAUCACUGCUCCAACUGAUACUAAUAUUGCUAGAUGUGGAAACGUGAUUCAGUCCUCCCUGUAUGGGAAUGAUGUCCCUGAAAGGGCCAUUGAUGGAAAUCGUGCUAGCAACUAUGGACAGGGAUCCUGUAGCGUCACUAACAAUGAUUUAAAACCAUGGUGGAGACUGGACCUCCUGAAGACAUAUCAGAUCAACACUGUCACCAUCACCAACAGAGGAGAUUGUUGCCCCGAGAGAAUCAAUGGUGCUGAGAUCCGCAUUGGAAAUUCCCUCAAUGACAAUGGCAACGAUAACCCCAGAUGUGCUGUUAUCUCGUCUAUCAAAGCUGGGACCUCCCAAACCUUUGCGUGUAACAGAAUGGAAGGUCGUUAUGUCAACAUUGUGAUUCCUGGAAGACGAGAAUACCUGACACUGUGUGAAGUGGAAGUCACUGGUCAGGCUUUAGAUACUAAUAUUGCUAGACGUGGAAACGUGAUUCAGUCCUCCCUGUAUGGGAAUGAUGUCCCUGAAAGGGCCAUUGAUGGAAAUCGUGCUAGCAACUAUGGACAGGGAUCCUGUAGCGUCACUAACAAUGAUUUAAAACCAUGGUGGAGACUGGACCUCCUGAAGACAUAUCAGAUCAACACUGUCACCAUCACCAACAGAGGAGAUUGUUGCCCCGAGAGAAUCAAUGGUGCUGAGAUCCGCAUUGGAAAUUCCCUCAAUGACAAUGGCAACGAUAACCCCAGAUGUGCUGUUAUCUCGUCUAUCAAAGCUGGGACCUCCCAAACCUUUGCGUGUAACAGAAUGGAAGGUCGUUAUGUCAACAUUGUGAUUCCUGGAAGACGAGAAUACCUGACACUGUGUGAAGUGGAAGUCACUGGUCAGGCUUUAGAUACUAAUAUUGCUAGACGUGGAAACGUGAUUCAGUCCUCCCUGUAUGGGAAUGAUGUCCCUGAAAGGGCCAUUGAUGGAAAUCGUGCUAGCAACUAUGGACAGGGAUCCUGCAGCGUCACUAACAAUGAUUUAAAACCAUGGUGGAGACUGGACCUCCUGAAGACAUAUCAGAUCAACACUGUCACCAUCACCAACAGAGGAGAUUGUUGCCCCGAGAGAAUCAAUGGUGCUGAGAUCCGCAUUGGAAAUUCCCUCAAUGACAAUGGCAAUGAUAACCCCAGAUGUGCUGUUAUCUCGUCUAUCAAAGCUGGGACCUCCCAAACCUUUGCGUGUAACAGAAUGGAAGGUCGUUAUGUCAACAUUGUGAUUCCUGGAAGACGAGAAUACCUGACACUGUGUGAAGUGGAAGUCACUGGUCAGGCUUUAGAUACUAAUAUUGCUAGACGUGGAAACGUGAUUCAGUCCUCCCUGUAUGGGAAUGAUGUCCCUGAAAGGGCCAUUGAUGGAAAUCGUGCUAGCAACUAUGGACAGAGAUCCUGCAGCGUCACUAACAAUGAUUUAAAACCAUGGUGGAGACUGGACCUCCUGAAGACAUAUCAGAUCAACACUGUCACCAUCACCAACAGAGGAGAUUGUUGCCCCGAGAGAAUCAAUGGUGCUGAGAUCCGCAUUGGAAAUUCCCUCAAUGACAAUGGCAAUGAUAACCCCAGAUGUGCUGUUAUCUCGUCUAUCAAAGCUGGGACCUCCCAAACCUUUGCGUGUAACAGAAUGGAAGGUCGUUAUGUCAACAUUGUGAUUCCUGGAAGACGAGAAUACCUGACACUGUGUGAAGUGGAAGUCACUGGUCAGGCUUUAGAUACUAAUAUUGCUAGACGUGGAAACGUGAUUCAGUCCUCCCUGUAUGGGAAUGAUGUCCCUGAAAGGGCCAUUGAUGGAAAUCGUGCUAGCAACUAUGGACAGGGAUCCUGUAGCGUCACUAACAAUGAUUUAAAACCAUGGUGGAGACUGGACCUCCUGAAGACAUAUCAGAUCAACACUGUCACCAUCACCAACAGAGGAGAUUGUUGCCCCGAGAGAAUCAAUGGUGCUGAGAUCCGCAUUGGAAAUUCCCUCAAUGACAAUGGCAACGAUAACCCCAGAUGUGCUGUUAUCUCGUCUAUCAAAGCUGGGACCUCCCAAACCUUUGCGUGUAACAGAAUGGAAGGUCGUUAUGUCAACAUUGUGAUUCCUGGAAGACGAGAAUACCUGACACUGUGUGAAGUGGAAGUCACUGGUCAGGCUUUAGAUACUAAUAUUGCUAGACGUGGAAACGUGAUUCAGUCCUCCCUGUAUGGGAAUGAUGUCCCUGAAAGGGCCAUUGAUGGAAAUCGUGCUAGCAACUAUGGACAGAGAUCCUGCAGCGUCACUAACAAUGAUUUAAAACCAUGGUGGAGACUGGACCUCCUGAAGACAUAUCAGAUCAACACUGUCACCAUCACCAACAGAGGAGAUUGUUGCCCCGAGAGAAUCAAUGGUGCUGAGAUCCGCAUUGGAAAUUCCCUCAAUGACAAUGGCAAUGAUAACCCCAGAUGUGCUGUUAUCUCGUCCAUCAAAGCUGGGACCUCCCAAACCUUUGCGUGUAACAGAAUGGAAGGUCGUUAUGUCAACAUUGUGAUUCCUGGAAGACGAGAAUACCUGACACUGUGUGAAGUGGAAGUCACUGGUCAGGCUUUAGAUACUAAUAUUGCUAGACGUGGAAACGUGAUUCAGUCCUCCCUGUAUGGGAAUGAUGUCCCUGAAAGGGCCAUUGAUGGAAAUCGUGCUAGCAACUAUGGACAGGGAUCCUGUAGCGUCACUAACAAUGAUUUAAAACCAUGGUGGAGACUGGACCUCCUGAAGACAUAUCAGAUCAACACUGUCACCAUCACCAACAGAGGAGAUUGUUGCCCCGAGAGAAUCAAUGGUGCUGAGAUCCGCAUUGGAAAUUCCCUCAAUGACAAUGGCAACGAUAACCCCAGAUGUGCUGUUAUCUCGUCUAUCAAAGCUGGGACCUCCCAAACCUUUGCGUGUAACAGAAUGGAAGGUCGUUAUGUCAACAUUGUGAUUCCUGGAAGACGAGAAUACCUGACACUGUGUGAAGUGGAAGUCACUGGUCAGGCUUUAGAUACUAAUAUUGCUAGACGUGGAAACGUGAUUCAGUCCUCCCUGUAUGGGAAUGAUGUCCCUGAAAGGGCCAUUGAUGGAAAUCGUGCUAGCAACUAUGGACAGGGAUCCUGUAGCGUCACUAACAAUGAUUUAAAACCAUGGUGGAGACUGGACCUCCUGAAGACAUAUCAGAUCAACACUGUCACCAUCACCAACAGAGGAGAUUGUUGCCCCGAGAGAAUCAAUGGUGCUGAGAUCCGCAUUGGAAAUUCCCUCAAUGACAAUGGCAACGAUAACCCCAGAUGUGCUGUUAUCUCGUCUAUCAAAGCUGGGACCUCCCAAACCUUUGCGUGUAACAGAAUGGAAGGUCGUUAUGUCAACAUUGUGAUUCCUGGAAGACGAGAAUACCUGACACUGUGUGAAGUGGAAGUCACUGGUCAGGCUUUAGAUACUAAUAUUGCUAGACGUGGAAACGUGAUUCAGUCCUCCCUGUAUGGGAAUGAUGUCCCUGAAAGGGCCAUUGAUGGAAAUCGUGCUAGCAACUAUGGACAGAGAUCCUGCAGCGUCACUAACAAUGAUUUAAAACCAUGGUGGAGACUGGACCUCCUGAAGACAUAUCAGAUCAACACUGUCACCAUCACCAACAGAGGAGAUUGUUGCCCCGAGAGAAUCAAUGGUGCUGAGAUCCGCAUUGGAAAUUCCCUCAAUGACAAUGGCAAUGAUAACCCCAGAUGUGCUGUUAUCUCGUCUAUCAAAGCUGGGACCUCCCAAACCUUUGCGUGUAACAGAAUGGAAGGUCGUUAUGUCAACAUUGUGAUUCCUGGAAGACGAGAAUACCUGACACUGUGUGAAGUGGAAGUCACUGGUCAGGCUUUAGAUACUAAUAUUGCUAGACGUGGAAACGUGAUUCAGUCCUCCCUGUAUGGGAAUGAUGUCCCUGAAAGGGCCAUUGAUGGAAAUUGUGCUAGCAACUAUGGACAGGGAUCCUGUAGCGUCACUAACAAUGAUUUAAAACCAUGGUGGAGACUGGACCUCCUGAAGACAUAUCAGAUCAACACUGUCACCAUCACCAACAGAGGAGAUUGUUGCCCCGAGAGAAUCAAUGGUGCUGAGAUCCGCAUUGGAAAUUCCCUCAAUGACAAUGGCAACGAUAACCCCAGAUGUGCUGUUAUCUCGUCUAUCAAAGCUGGGACCUCCCAAACCUUUGCGUGUAACAGAAUGGAAGGUCGUUAUGUCAACAUUGUGAUUCCUGGAAGACGAGAAUACCUGACACUGUGUGAAGUGGAAGUCACUGGUCAGGCUUUAGAUACUAAUAUUGCUAGACGUGGAAACGUGAUUCAGUCCUCCCUGUAUGGGAAUGAUGUCCCUGAAAGGGCCAUUGAUGGAAAUCGUGCUAGCAACUAUGGACAGGGAUCCUGCAGCGUCACUAACAAUGAUUUAAAACCAUGGUGGAGACUGGACCUCCUGAAGACAUAUCAGAUCAACACUGUCACCAUCACCAACAGAGGAGAUUGUUGCCCCGAGAGAAUCAAUGGUGCUGAGAUCCGCAUUGGAAAUUCCCUCAAUGACAAUGGCAAUGAUAACCCCAGAUGUGCUGUUAUCUCGUCCAUCAAAGCUGGGACCUCCCAAACCUUUGCGUGUAACAGAAUGGAAGGUCGUUAUGUCAACAUUGUGAUUCCUGGAAGACGAGAAUACCUGACACUGUGUGAAGUGGAAGUCACUGGUCAGGCUUUAGAUACUAAUAUUGCUAGACGUGGAAACGUGAUUCAGUCCUCCCUGUAUGGGAAUGAUGUCCCUGAAAGGGCCAUUGAUGGAAAUCGUGCUAGCAACUAUGGACAGGGAUCCUGUAGCGUCACUAACAAUGAUUUAAAACCAUGGUGGAGACUGGACCUCCUGAAGACAUAUCAGAUCAACACUGUCACCAUCACCAACAGAGGAGAUUGUUGCCCCGAGAGAAUCAAUGGUGCUGAGAUCCGCAUUGGAAAUUCCCUCAAUGACAAUGGCAAUGAUAACCCCAGAUGUGCUGUUAUCUCGUCUAUCAAAGCUGGGACCUCCCAAACCUUUGCGUGUAACAGAAUGGAAGGUCGUUAUGUCAACAUUGUGAUUCCUGGAAGACGAGAAUACCUGACACUGUGUGAAGUGGAAGUCACUGGUCAGGCUUUAGAUACUAAUAUUGCUAGACGUGGAAACGUGAUUCAGUCCUCCCUGUAUGGGAAUGAUGUCCCUGAAAGGGCCAUUGAUGGAAAUCGUGCUAGCAACUAUGGACAGGGAUCCUGCAGCGUCACUAACAAUGAUUUAAAACCAUGGUGGAGACUGGACCUCCUGAAGACAUAUCAGAUCAACACUGUCACCAUCACCAACAGAGGAGAUUGUUGCCCCGAGAGAAUCAAUGGUGCUGAGAUCCGCAUUGGAAAUUCCCUCAAUGACAAUGGCAAUGAUAACCCCAGAUGUGCUGUUAUCUCGUCCAUCAAAGCUGGGACCUCCCAAACCUUUGCGUGUAACAGAAUGGAAGGUCGUUAUGUCAACAUUGUGAUUCCUGGAAGACGAGAAUACCUGACACUGUGUGAAGUGGAAGUCACUGGUCAGGCUUUAGAUACUAAUAUUGCUAGACGUGGAAACGUGAUUCAGUCGUCCCUGUAUGGGAAUGAUGUCCCUGAAAGGGCCAUUGAUGGAAAUCGUGCUAGCAACUAUGGACAGGGAUCCUGCAGCGUCACUAACAAUGAUUUAAAACCAUGGUGGAGACUGGACCUCCUGAAGACAUAUCAGAUCAACACUGUCACCAUCACCAACAGAGGAGAUUGUUGCCCCGAGAGAAUCAAUGGUGCUGAGAUCCGCAUUGGAAAUUCCCUCAAUGACAAUGGCAACGAUAACCCCAGAUGUGCUGUUAUCUCGUCUAUCAAAGCUGGGACCUCCCAAACCUUUGCGUGUAACAGAAUGGAAGGUCGUUAUGUCAACAUUGUGAUUCCUGGAAGACGAGAAUACCUGACACUGUGUGAAGUGGAAGUCACUGGUCAGGCUUUAGAUACUAAUAUUGCUAGACGUGGAAACGUGAUUCAGUCCUCCCUGUAUGGGAAUGAUGUCCCUGAAAGGGCCAUUGAUGGAAAUCGUGCUAGCAACUAUGGACAGGGAUCCUGUAGCGUCACUAACAAUGAUUUAAAACCAUGGUGGAGACUGGACCUCCUGAAGACAUAUCAGAUCAACACUGUCACCAUCACCAACAGAGGAGAUUGUUGCCCCGAGAGAAUCAAUGGUGCUGAGAUCCGCAUUGGAAAUUCCCUCAAUGACAAUGGCAACGAUAACCCCAGAUGUGCUGUUAUCUCGUCCAUCAAAGCUGGGACCUCCCAAACCUUUGCGUGUAACAGAAUGGAAGGUCGUUAUGUCAACAUUGUGAUUCCUGGAAGACGAGAAUACCUGACACUGUGUGAAGUGGAAGUCACUGGUCAGGCUUUAGAUACUAAUAUUGCUAGACGUGGAAACGUGAUUCAGUCCUCCCUGUAUGGGAAUGAUGUCCCUGAAAGGGCCAUUGAUGGAAAUCGUGCUAGCAACUAUGGACAGGGAUCCUGCAGCGUCACUAACAAUGAUUUAAAACCAUGGUGGAGACUGGACCUCCUGAAGACAUAUCAGAUCAACACUGUCACCAUCACCAACAGAGGAGAUUGUUGCCCCGAGAGAAUCAAUGGUGCUGAGAUCCGCAUUGGAAAUUCCCUCAAUGACAAUGGCAACGAUAACCCCAGAUGUGCUGUUAUCUCGUCUAUCAAAGCUGGGACCUCCCAAACCUUUGCGUGUAACAGAAUGGAAGGUCGUUAUGUCAACAUUGUGAUUCCUGGAAGACGAGAAUACCUGACACUGUGUGAAGUGGAAGUCACUGGUCAGGCUUUAGAUACUAAUAUUGCUAGACGUGGAAACGUGAUUCAGUCCUCCCUGUAUGGGAAUGAUGUCCCUGAAAGGGCCAUUGAUGGAAAUCGUGCUAGCAACUAUGGACAGGGAUCCUGUAGCGUCACUAACAAUGAUUUAAAACCAUGGUGGAGACUGGACCUCCUGAAGACAUAUCAGAUCAACACUGUCACCAUCACCAACAGAGGAGAUUGUUGCCCCGAGAGAAUCAAUGGUGCUGAGAUCCGCAUUGGAAAUUCCCUCAAUGACAAUGGCAACGAUAACCCCAGAUGUGCUGUUAUCUCGUCCAUCAAAGCUGGGACCUCCCAAACCUUUGCGUGUAACAGAAUGGAAGGUCGUUAUGUCAACAUUGUGAUUCCUGGAAGACGAGAAUACCUGACACUGUGUGAAGUGGAAGUCACUGGUCAGGCUUUAGAUACUAAUAUUGCUAGACGUGGAAACGUGAUUCAGUCCUCCCUGUAUGGGAAUGAUGUCCCUGCAAGGGCCAUUGAUGGAAAUCGUGCUAGCAACUAUGGACAGGGAUCCUGCAGCGUCACUAACAAUGAUUUAAAACCAUGGUGGAGACUGGACCUCCUGAAGACAUAUCAGAUCAACACUGUCACCAUCACCAACAGAGGAGAUUGUUGCCCCGAGAGAAUCAAUGGUGCUGAGAUCCGCAUUGGAAAUUCCCUCAAUGACAAUGGCAAUGAUAACCCCAGAUGUGCUGUUAUCUCGUCUAUGGCAGCUGGGACCUCCCAAACCUUUGUGUGUAAUGGAAUGGAAGGUCGUUAUGUCAACAUUGUGAUUCCUGGAAGACGAGAAUACCUGACACUGUGUGAAGUGGAAGUCACUGGGACAGUAACAGAAGAAACUGAUUGUAAAAUAAUUAAUUAGUUUAUGUUCCCUUAAUUUUAACGCUAGUCUACACAAGUUUGCAUAUUUGGUGUGGUUUUGCUUCGCACACAGAGCAUAUUUUAAGUAAAACACUUCGUAUUACAUAUCCUAAGGUCAGGACAAUCGUAUGCUGAAGCUUUAUGUAAAACUGAUACAGAUGGUUGUUUUAUACAUUAGCUAACA
Sander lucioperca (pikeperch) is the source of this 8534-nucleotide messenger RNA. RefSeq lists its product as uncharacterized. The transcript is spliced from 40 exons. The record is from RefSeq and is a predicted model, not a curated record. The coding region runs from base 90 to 8351 and encodes 2753 amino acids. NCBI's taxonomy places the organism in Eukaryota, Metazoa, Chordata, Actinopteri, Perciformes, Percidae.